This is a messenger RNA of Laccaria bicolor S238N-H82, 342 nucleotides long. RefSeq lists its product as uncharacterized. The coding region runs from base 1 to 342 and encodes 113 amino acids. The record is from RefSeq and is a predicted model, not a curated record. The transcript has 3 exons. Lineage: Eukaryota; Fungi; Basidiomycota; Agaricomycetes; Agaricales; Hydnangiaceae.
AUGACUCUCAUCACUAUAUCUGCUAUUGUGAAGGCUGACGGCACCUUUGUGUUUCCACCCUUUGGCUUACCCGCGAAGAAAAGUAUCUCAGUCAACCAGACUAGCACCAGCGGACAGUAUCAAAUAAUUUACGACACCGUUUUCGAGGGCUUGCCCGUUGUUACGGCUACACCAGCUUGGCUGGGGCAAUACGGGAGUGGCGGCGGUUCACCUCUUGAUGGCGCCGUUAUUAACGAGCUUACCAAGUCGUUUACGACCAUUAAACUUGGGGACAGCCUGGGAAAUUCGACGUGGCGUCCUUUCACCAUUGUCCUGACCGGACAGCAGGCUCUUGCCGGUUGA